Cordyceps militaris CM01 is the source of this 1812-nucleotide messenger RNA. RefSeq names its product 5'-nucleotidase precursor. NCBI's taxonomy places the organism in Eukaryota, Fungi, Ascomycota, Sordariomycetes, Hypocreales, Cordycipitaceae. Gene Ontology annotation, molecular function: hydrolase activity. Bases 1 to 1812 code for a protein of 603 amino acids. The record is from RefSeq and is a predicted model, not a curated record. The transcript is spliced from 2 exons. Gene Ontology annotation, biological process: nucleotide catabolic process.
AUGAAGACUGCUGCUACUCUCCUCGCGGCCCUUGGCGUUGCCUCGUGUGCCGCCGCCGAUGAUGUCUUAUACAGCAAGCGUCACCUCUCCAAGCGCUUCAUUGACAGCGAUGGCCACUACAACAUGACCUUUAUCCACGUCAAUGAUAUCCACGCACAUCUGGACGAGUUUGCCAAGUCCGGCUCAGACUGCACAGACCCCUCCAAGGGCUGCUUCGGUGGCUAUGCGCGCAUCAAGACCAAGGUCGAGGAGCUUCGCGAGACGUUUCCCGACCACCUGCUCCUCAACGCCGGUGACGAGUUUCAGGGCACCCUGUUCUUUUCGUACUAUGGUGGUGAGAAGAUUGCCGAGACAGUCAACAAUCUCAAGUUUGACGUCAUGACCCUGGGCAACCACGAAUGGGAUCAUGGUGACGAGGAGCUUGGUGCGUUUCUCACGAACCUGACUUUCCCCGUCGUCUCUUGCAAUGUCAAGUCCGACUAUGAGGCUCUCAACAAAACGGUCAAGAACUACCACAUCUUUGACCAGCACAAGCUGGCCGUCAUCGGCGCCACCACGGAGACGACCAAGGGUAUUUCCAACGUCGGCAGCGGAACCAACUUUCUCGAUGUCACGACCGAGGUCCAAAAGGCCAUCUGGGAGAUUCGCAACACGACCGACAUCCGCCGCAUUGUCGCCCUCACUCACAUUGGCUACGAGGAGGACCAGAAACUGGCCGAGAAUACCGAAGGCCUUUCCCUCAUUGUUGGCGGCCACAGCCACACCCUGAUUGGUGACAUGCCCAACGCCGCUGGAAAGUACCCUACCAUUAUCAAGGACAAGUCUGGCAAGGAGGUCUUUGUCGUCACCUCGUACCGAUGGGGCGAGUAUCUCGGCUCCAUUGAUCUGACCUUUGACAAGGAGGGCCGCGCUCUCUCGUACCACGGUGCGCCCAUCCACAUGACCAACACGACGAAGCUCGAAACGUCGCUUCAGGACAAGAUCCUGGCUUGGCGCAAGCCCUUUGAGGAGUUUGGCAGCGAGGUCAUUGGAACGACCAAGAACGAGCUCGACCAGACCACCUGCCAAAAGGGCGACUGCCUCCUCGGCCAGGUCAUGGUCGACGCCAUGCUCGACUACCGCCGCAACAUUUCCAAGAAUGCUGGCGACGAGCUUGCCGACUUUGCCUUUAUGAACGCUGGCGGUGUCCGGGCCACCAUUGACGCCGGCAACAUCACGCGCGGCGAGGUCAUCACCUCAUUUCCCUUUGGCAACGCCGUUGUCCAGCUCCCCUACUCGGGCAAGGACCUGCGCAAGAUUAUCGAGGGCUGGGUCUCGCGCGAGAACCAGUUCAGCAAGAAGAAGACGUCGUCUUGGUUCCAAAUCUCCAAGGACAUCAAGAUUGAGUACAACCCGGACAACGCGGCCGGCAGCAAGCUGAUUAGCGUGACCGUGGGCGGGAAGCCGCUGGACGAGAGCCGUGAGGAGUACCGGGUCGUGACGCUCGACUUCAUCGCGCGUGGCGGUGACAAUCUCCUCGAGCCCACGACGGGCUUUGCCGCCCUUGAUGCCGAUUCGGAUGUAUUCGAGGCUUACGUCAAGGCGAAUACGCCCCUGACAAACGCUCUCGAGAAGCGCGUGGUCACGACGGAUAAGAAGGCCCCGAAUGCAACUUCGACUCCCGGAGGCAACAAUGCCACGAGCACAACCAGCUCCGGCAGCGGCAGCUCCAGCACUGGUGGCGCCGCGAACCCCAACGGCGCUGCUGCGGGUCUUGCGAUGUCGACUGGCCUUGCCUUUGUCGUGGCUGUUGUCAUGGCUUUGGCGAUUUAG